This is a messenger RNA of Gymnogyps californianus (California condor), 4255 nucleotides long. It is a transcript of the gene ARMC9, whose product is annotated as armadillo repeat containing 9. The record is from RefSeq and is a predicted model, not a curated record. Gene Ontology annotation, molecular function: protein binding. Lineage: Eukaryota; Metazoa; Chordata; Aves; Accipitriformes; Cathartidae. Bases 98 to 2584 code for a protein of 828 amino acids. Gene Ontology annotation, cellular component: ciliary tip; centriole; ciliary basal body. Gene Ontology annotation, biological process: cilium assembly. The transcript has 26 exons.
GGACCGGCUUCGGAACUUCUUUGGAGAUGCCUUAUGGAGGGGGGAUAUCUUCCUCAUGCGGUUUAUCAACGAUGAGACAUAGCAGUAACGCUUAGCGAUGGGUGACAUUCUAGCUUAUGAAGCUGAGUUACUCGGACUAGUGAGAGAGUAUUUGGAUUUUGCUGAAUUUGAAGAAACAGUGAAAGUAUUUACAAAGGAAUGUAAAAUAAAAGGGAAGCCGCUACCUAAACCAGCAGGUGUUUCCUCAAGAGAUUCAAAAGCUUUGCCUGUUCAGAAAGAUCUGCUUACAGCAUUUGAAAAUGGCGAGCAGAAGGUUUUCUUCCAGCUCUGGGAGGAGCAUAUUUCGUCUUCAGUUCGGGACAAUGAACCAGCUACUCAGAAGCUGGAGUUCUAUCUUCACAUACACUUUGCCACCUACCUCUUAAAACACUCUAUGGGAAAGCCUGACAAAGCUGAACUUGAGGAAAGGAUUUCUCAUUUUAAGGCAUACCUGGAAACAAAAGGAGCUGCACUGAGCCAGACUACGGAGUUUCUUCCGUUCUAUGCUUUGCCUUUCGUUCCAAACCCCAUGGUACAUCCUUCAUUUAAAGAACUUUUCCAGGAUUCUUGGACAUUGGAUUUAAGGACAAGAUUGGAAAAGUUCCUGUCUCUGACUCUCAAAGCCAGACAGACUCCUCGGCUUCUCACUUUAUUUAAGGAGAAUGGACAGUGUGACAAAGAAAUGUUGCAACAUCUUCAUCAGCAGUUAGUGGAAUCCGAGCACAGGACCAUGACCUACCUGAAACGAUUUAACAAAAUGCAGGCGGAUUACCAUAAUCUCAUUGGAGUCACUGCAGAGCUGGUGGAUUCCUUGGAGGCCACAGUCAAUGGCAAGAUGAUCACACCAGAGUAUCUUCAAAGUGUUUGUGUUCGCUUGUUUAGCAAUCAGAUGAGACAAAGUGUAGCACAUAGUAUUGACUUCACAAGGCCUGGAACUGGAUAUUACUCUAUGAGCCCUUGUGAUGACGGAUAUGCUUCUACAAUGCUAAGAGCAUCUUUAGCCCCUGUGAAGAUGCAGGAUGUGCCAUUGUUGCCCUCUUUGGAUUAUGAGAAGUUGAAGAAAGAUUUGAUUACAGGGAAUGAUCGUCUCAAGGCAUUCUUACUACAGGCUCUGCGCUGGCGCUUGACAACAUCAUAUCCUGGAGAACAGAGAGACACUGUCCUGCAAGCCUACAUCAGUAAUGACCUCCUAGAUUGCCACAGCAACUGUCAGAGAAGUGUCCUCAAAUUAUUACAUUCUAAGAGUGAGGUAGUCAGACAGUAUAUGGCAAGGCUCAUCAAUGCUUUUGCUUCACUGGCAGAAGGUCGUGUCUACCUUUCUCAGAACCCAACGUUGCUGCGAAUGCUGGAGGAGAGACUGAAAGCUGAAGACAAGGAUUCCCUUACAUGGGAGAAUGUUCUGGGGGCUCUGCAGAAAUUCAGCCUCAGGCGUGCACUACAGUCAGCAAUGAUCAAAGAUGGGCUCAUUUUCUGGCUGGUUGAUAUUCUAACAGAUACAGAUUGCCUGUCUGAUUACACGCUGGAGUAUUCUGUUGCCUUGCUCAUGAAUCUUUGUCUGCGGAGUGCAGGGAAGAAAAUGUGUGCAAGGAUUGCAAACCAUGUGCUCAGAGUUCUCUCUGAUCUUCUUGGCCAUGAGAAUCAUGAGAUACAACCAUAUGUGAAUGGAGCACUGUAUAGCAUUCUUGCCAUCCCUUCUGUCCGAGAAGAAGCUAGAGCAAUGGGAAUGGAAGAAAUUCUGCGCUGCUUUAUCAAGGAAGGAAAUGCAGAGAUGAUCCGACAGAUUGAAUUUAUUAUCAAGCAGCUCAAUUCAGAAGAGCCAUUAAAUGAUAGUAUUGUGUCUGAUGAUGAAGAGGAAGAGGAGGAUGAGGAAGAGGACCAUGACAUCAUGGAGGCUGAUCUGGACAAAGAUGAGGUUUUGCAACCUCAACUGGGAGAGCUUGCAGGAGAGAAGCUGCUAACAACUGAGUACUUGGGAAUAAUGACUCAUACUCCAAAAACCAAGAAGAAGCUGUUUCCUGGUGUCCAUCAGAGUGUAGAUGAGCCCCUCCAGAGACCUGUGACGCCAGGUUAUCACAGAACGAUGUACCUAAUGCCAGAAAACGAUACCAGUUCUUGUCAUGAUAGGGAUGAGAAGCUGCAGUCUCCGCUGAGUGGUCAUCCUCCCAUUUGUGGUGGGAGCAGGUCCAGCAUUUCUGACCUCUGCAUUUCCCCUUCAUCAGUUGAAAUGAAGUCAUCUAAAGUAUUCUCAUCAGGCCAUAGAAUGGACCGAAGCAUCCCAGCUGGUGACAAUAUCGUGGUUUCCCGAUCUACUGACUUCACCCAGGACAAAGUAAAUGGGCAAUCACAUAGCGAGUUUCCCUCGGCCUUCACCAGCAAACCUAAGAUCCCUCGCACUCCUGAAGUGCAGAGUGCCAGCCCUAGAAAGGGAAAGGUCCCAGCCAUUGCCCCCCAGUUCUCUCAGUCUGGACCUCAACAAACAAGCCGUCCCACCUCCUCAGGAUCAUCCACAAGGAGCAGACAGAGCAGCCAGUCCUACAGGAAGUGAGAACAGUUCCUUUCCUCGAGAAUCACCUGUCACAUUGUUGAAGGACAGAGCCAGCUUCCUGUAAUGAGCUUUACUGGCGACCUACUGAGAAGAGAGUGAGGUUACUGACAUUGCACGGCAUACGCUUUGCACAGUGAUUCAGGGAUUAUCUGAUGGGAUGCAUCUGUUGUCAUCUCUAAAGCUGGCUAAGACAAGGGCCUUGUUAUUAGAAUUCAAGGUCUCAGCGGCAGCCCAGCUCUGAUAGGAGAGAUGGAUAUAUUCCCAAUGACUCCGAUAGUUUACUCUAAAGUGACAUUGCCACCUUGAGAAGAAACUCUUGCUCUCUGCCUUCUGUGUCAGAGUAAACAGCCUUUGGAGACGGUAUGUAGGGCUCAGCACAGGAGUCUGACCAAGCAACUGUCUUUUUUACAUAUUGCUUGCUGAACUAGCCUGCCACUUGCUUUUUUUAAAUUAUGCCUUUGUGCAUGAGUUGGGAGAUAUCUGUGUUCAAAGGAUCUGCACUAGGAGGGAAAAUGUAUGCCAUAUGUGCCAAGCCUCGCUGCCUGGAGCAGUCUUGUGUGGAGCGAGAUCUGUGUUUGGCCACCAGAGACUGGAGAGAAAGUAUUUCAUCAACUUCUGAUUGACCUGUGGCAGUUGAAAAACACUGUGCCAGUGCCCAAGGCAGCAUCCGUUCUCACCUCUAGGGAUCUGAUCAGCAGCUUUAUCUGCAGCAAUUACUCCUAUUCCUUCUUCCUACAUUUUUUUCUUAAUUCUACUGUUUAACAUUUGUGGAAUGAAUAAUCCAUUUUUUCCACUGGAAUGAAGAACUUUGUUUCUUCUUUCGUAGAAGAAACCAUGAGAAUGUGAACAGAUCAGAAGCAGCUUUCUCUUUACAUGUGGCUGUGGGCAAUCUUCUUUGGUCUUUGUUGCUUUUUUAUGUUCUUCACUUCUGAGCAAUGACUGGUUAUGCCUUCAUGGAAUUUGUGCUGGUCUUCAGUGAAUAUGAAGUGCUGGCUAGGCAAGAGAGAUCAGGAAGCCGUCCACUAAAUAAAAACCCAGCAGUUAGUUCUGCCAGUGAAUUACAAAGCUAGUGCUGUUUGUUGUUCUUUCUCUCAAAAGUAAUAGUGAUCAGGAAACACUAAAGUCUUCACUGGGGGUUGGCUUUGCAGUAACAUCCCCUCAUGUGACACAGCUGUUAGGACAACAACAACUUUUCCACUAACGCAGUUUACAUUGGAACUUGGCUGCUACUGAGGCAGAAAUGCACAAAAAGCAGGCAAUGUGUUUGCCAUAGGCAGGCUUCAAAAGCAAAUGCUUUAACAGGUACAAAAAGGGAGAAAGUAAGGCUUUUGUUUUGGAGUUUCACCUUGAGAAACAAACAAGUGGAACACAGCCUGAAAGGUAAAGCAACUCCAACGGUGACACUACCUUCCCCUAGAGUAAAGAGUUGUAAAGCCACCAAUCAUUUCCAUAGGACCAGAAGAAAGCUUUACACUUCUGCUGAGACCUUGAAUUGUGCCUCUUCGUAUGUGGUGGCAACUGAAGAGCCAAGGCCAUUUCCUCAUGCGAUGUAGUUGCCACGAGACCCACCCAGAUCAGUGAGGCUGUGUCAGAUGUUUGCAGAAAGGGCUCCCAUGUACAAGUUCAGGUAACUCCUUUGGAUAACAGACUUUAAACUGAAAUCAGGAUGUU